AGGGGACGCCGUGUGUUUUGAUGUACAGUACACCCGCUGCGACGCGCCGCUGUGCGCAUUGAGACGCUCCGAGCGCGCGACGGGGGAGCCUCUCAGUCUCGCUUCAGAAUGACACGAACAGAACCGAUGCGCGGAAACCCUCCGGUUUAGACAAAAGUAUUUUAGGAGGUAAUACCAGUCUGAUGAUUAAAAUUCUCCAGUCCUCUACCCUCUACUAGUGGGCCGGCAGGAUGGGGGAAGGGCCCGUGGUCAGGCCCUCGGCUGCUAUCACACCCAUGCAGCAGAUGCUGGCGUCUGGCACUGGGGCUCUACUAACAUCUCUUUUUGUCACACCAUUGGAUGUAGUGAAGAUCAGACUUCAAGCCCAGCAAGCUCCCCUCUAUCAAGCUGUAGCAUCAGAGUCAAGGCCCUGGGCUAGGGUCAUCCGUCCUUCAAAAUGGAAAUGCUUCCUCUAUUGUAACGGGUUGAUGGACCAUGUCUAUGUGUGUCAGAAUAUGUCGAGCUGCUCCAGCUGGUACAAAACCCCUACACACUUCAGCGGGACCGUGGAUGCAUUUGUAAAGAUCACUCGUAACGAGGGGCUGAGGUCUUUGUGGAGCGGUCUUCCUCCCACACUGGUGAUGGCGGUUCCUGCCACAGUCAUCUAUUUCACCUGUUACGACCAGCUGCGAGACUUCCUGCGUUACAGCAUGGGCUAUCAGGGGGACCAUAUCCCUCUCAUAGCAGGAGGGUUAGCAAGAUUGGGAGCGGUGUCUGUGAUCAGCCCUCUGGAGUUAGUUCGGACUAAGAUGCAGUCCCGCAAGCUACCGUACAGCGAGCUGAUGGUGUGCAUCCGCUCGGCUGUAGCUCAGGAUGGCUGGUUAUCUCUCUGGAGAGGCUGGGGACCCACUGUCCUACGGGACGUGCCCUUUUCCGCCCUGUACUGGUUUAACUAUGAGCUAGUGAAGGCACAGCUGUGUGAGCGAUACAGGGCUCCACAGACCUCCUUCACCAUCAGUUUUACAGCCGGGGCCGUCUCAGGAGCCAUCGCAGCAAUUCUGACCCUGCCGUUUGACGUGGUGAAAACACGCAGGCAGAUCCAGUUAGGAGAAAUGGAGGCACUCGGAGCAGUCUCUGUGAAGAAACCCUCCUCCACGUGGAACAUGAUGAAGAAUAUCUGGAUAGACAUGGGAUACAGGGGUUUGUUUGCAGGUUUUCUUCCAAGAGUGAUCAAAGUUGCUCCCGCCUGUGCAGUCAUGAUCAGCACUUAUGAGUUCGGGAAAACUUUCUUUCAGGAGCGUAAUCUGAAUCAGGCGAGAUGUGGACUUUGAGAUGAGCGAGAGGACCAGAGGCUCCUCCUCAGCAACUACUGCAAACAUCGAUGACUUUAGUGCUCUGAAAUACUUUAAUAGUUGGGUGAUAUGUGCCUACUGACUGGCACAAGGACUAAAAGCUGUGAGACUUAAACCACUUCUUUGCAUCUGAGAUGAAAGACUUGUGUUAUGAUGCAUCAAUAAAUGCACAAAUUCCCCACAAACCCUGUGAUGCCUUAAGUAACCGUACCAAAGCAUGCUGGCAGAAGCACUACCUCCCAAUAAUGCCCCACUUAUUGAAAUGGCUGCCGGUUGAAGGUGACAUCCAGGUUGUUGUUUCUGUAAUGCAUGUCUUUAGUCCCUUUCAUUAAAGACAGUGCUGCCCUCUUCUGUUCAUAUUGAAGAAACCUCAGCCGACAAAUGGACUGAAUGGAUAAACUACUCAAUACUGAGCUCUACAGUGUCUUUAUUUUCAGAAAGAGCGAGAGAAAAAUAUUUUAUUUGUUUUCUUUUUUUGCAAAUAUUAAACUCUCCUGAAGUAAAAUACUUGUCUUUUUAUGGGCACUGGACUUGGGAAUAGCCACAAGAACAUUUUUGAAGUUUUGUUUAUGCAUUGAGAAUAUAAUGCAAUUUUUUUUUUUUGUUUUGUUUGUUUGUAAGGCAAGAAUUGUUCUUGUGUGUAGUGGAUGGGUCUCUGGUCUCGUCCUGUUUGCUACACAUGUUCACUGCAUUUAGUUCAGAUAUGAACUGCUGUAAACUUAUUGCUGACUUGAAAUUAUUACAGUUCUCAGAUAGUAUUUAAUAAAAGACCUUUAAGAAAUGUAAUGUGUAUUACUGCACUCUACGUGAAUCAUACUA
This is a messenger RNA of Carassius auratus (goldfish), 2150 nucleotides long. RefSeq names its product solute carrier family 25 member 39 (gene slc25a39). Lineage: Eukaryota; Metazoa; Chordata; Actinopteri; Cypriniformes; Cyprinidae. Gene Ontology annotation, cellular component: mitochondrion. The record is from RefSeq and is a predicted model, not a curated record. Gene Ontology annotation, biological process: mitochondrial transmembrane transport. The coding region runs from base 231 to 1310 and encodes 359 amino acids. The transcript has 13 exons.